This is a messenger RNA of Cyanidioschyzon merolae strain 10D, 3483 nucleotides long. RefSeq names its product kinesin-related protein, C-terminal motor subfamily. The coding region runs from base 1 to 3483 and encodes 1160 amino acids. The transcript has a single exon. NCBI's taxonomy places the organism in Eukaryota, Rhodophyta, Bangiophyceae, Cyanidiales, Cyanidiaceae. Gene Ontology annotation, biological process: microtubule-based movement. Gene Ontology annotation, molecular function: microtubule motor activity; microtubule binding; starch binding. The record is from RefSeq and is a predicted model, not a curated record.
AUGACCAAAAACCAGACGAGUUCGCCACGGAAACCGCAGGGUAAGCGUAGUCGCAAGGCCGGUGGAAGCGACGCGUCGCAGGGUGCUCGUAGUUCGCAGGUGAACGCGAGCGCCCUUCCGAAAAUGCAGUACCGUAUAACCUUGACCUCCGGUGAUAUAACUCCAGAUGGCGCUCGCUUCUUCGUGUAUAUUACUCUAGUUGGUUCGUUGAACGCUUUACCCGAGGUUGCACUGAACACGUCUGCUCAUCUGGUUCGUGGUGGUUUCGAACAAAGCUCGAGCUCCUCCAUCGCCGAGGCGCCCGAACUCGUGCCGCUCCUGAGAUCGAGUUCUGAGUCAUUCACGGUGCCUGCCGCAGAAGAUAUCGGCUCUCUGGACAAGGUAAUACUGCGUUUGGAGGACGAAGCCGGUGACACCGACGCACUUGACGCACUUGGCUGGUUCUUGGAACGGGUUUCCGUCGAGAGCAUCUGCAGCAGUCCAGGGGAAGCGUGCACCGAGUGGGCGUUCUCUGUCAAUCGCUGGGUCAACCGUGACACAGAGCACCUCAUCGAAUUGCAGCGAGCGAUGGCGACGGAGGUUUUACUGGACGACCGUGGCGCCAAAGUAGUGAAAGUUCGACUCGCCAUGCACCACCUACCUAGCGAACCGGCUCACGAAGAAAUCUAUGUCUCGGGUUCGAUCCCGGAACUCGGUUGCUGGAACGUGGAGCGUGCCGUACGCAUGGAAAAAGUGUUGCCCGUGGCACUCGCUCAGAAAGAAUCCGGCCGACGCAGCGUCAAUCGGAAUUCAUGGCACGGUGAUUGGGAGUACUGUUUCACCUUAGAUCCCGAUGCCGCAAGUGAUUUUGAUUACAAGUACUUUAUUCGGAACCAGCGGACGAACGCCAUGAUAUGGGAGCAUGGACCGAAUCGCAAAAUGCUCAUCGAACGCAUCGCAGAAAACCAGAGCGACGCAAAUGUAACGGUGCGUCUGAACGACCAGUGGAAUACUCCAACGCUCUGUCGCAAGGUAUUGAAUUCGUAUCUCAUGAAUGGAAUCAUGAGCCCCUUGAGCAAGAUCCUAGGCUCUUCCGAGGACGGUGUGAUGGCUGCAGUGCGACGCAUCCGGAACGAGCUCGAGGAGAUGCGUCGCGAAAACAGCACACUGCGUAGUAUGUUGCAGGCACGGUCUGACGUCAGACCUUCUGGGGCGCUUUCCGAGGAAGCAUCGUUGGACACCGAAUGCAAAGGCUCCCAGAAUGCGAACGUUUCGGCGCUGGCUGUGCAAAAGAUGAACCUGUCGCAGCUGUCAUUCCAAGGCACGCAACCGGAUCCCGCUCACGAUUUGAAUCGCGCAGGUUUAGCACAUCGCCUGCGACAUGCCCGGGAGCAAACGCAGCUGCUUCAGGCCAUUUUGGAGCAGCUACGAGCGGAAGCUCGCGCCUCUCUCGACGCGACUGCGUCUAUGAUUCACACCCAGAGCGCGACGCUCUCUCAAGCAAUCGAGCGGUGCCAGCGGCUCCGUGACCACAGCAUGGCCAUGUGGCGGAAAGAGUUCCACUGGCGUCGCAAGCUCUUCAACCAGGUCCAGGAGAUUACCGGCAACAUUCGAGUUUUCUGCCGCGUUCGUCCCGUGCUCCCUACGGAAAACGACCACACUGUGUGCAACGUGCUGGAUAACGACAAAAUCGCUGUACGGCAGAAGAUUUUCGAUUUUGAUCGCGUAUUCGGUCCAGAGCACUCUCAGGAGCAGAUCUACGAAGACACGUCGCCGCUCGUCACCUGCGCCUUAGAUGGCUUCAACGUUUGCAUUUUUGCUUACGGGCAAACAGGCAGCGGAAAGACGUACACGAUGUCCGGUUCUCCAGAGUCACGGGGUGUCAAUUAUCGGGCGUUGGCGGAGCUUUUCCGGCUUUGUGAAGAGCGAAGUGCUGCCUUUUCAUGCCAUAUUCAAAUUAGCAUGUUGGAGAUCUACAACGAGUCUCUUCGCGACCUCAUAUCCGGCAAGACAGAGACCCGCCUCGAGAUCAAACUGGGUCCAGACGGCAAGCCCUAUGUACCAGACUUGAUCUGGAUCCCCGUCGAACAACUGGACCACGUCUGGUCAGUCAUCGAGGCGGGUACGCGGAACCGCUCUCAGGGCGCAACGCGAAUGAACAUUCAUUCGUCGCGAUCCCACCUCAUUGUGUCCAUCAUGAUCGAGGCCGUCAGUCGCAGUACCGGAGAUAAGCUCGAAGGCAAACUGCACCUCGUCGAUCUCGCUGGUAGCGAACGCGUCUCUCGUAGCGAAGCUGAAGGCGAUCGUCUUCGCGAGGCACAACACAUCAACAAGAGUUUAUCGGCGCUCGGCGACGUAUUUAUGGCGCUCCUCGCGAAGCAAUCACAUGUACCGUAUCGCAAUAGCAAGCUCACGUACCUAUUGCAAGACUCGCUCGGCGGCGACAGCAAAACCCUCAUGUUCGUGAACGUAAGUCCAACGGCAGCCGACGAAACCGAGACGCUGAGCUCUCUGAUGUUCGCACAGCGCGUAGCCAAGGUGGAGCUUCCGCGAGCUAGCAAACACGUGGAAAGCGCCCAAGUUGCCAAGUAUAUGAAAGCGGUCGCCAAAGCACAGGACGACAUCCGAGCGCGAGACGAUGAAAUCGCGCUCCUCCGAAAGCAAAUUGAGCAGUUGCAGCGGCCUCAGGUUCGCGGGACCUGUUCCAGCAUCCGUUCUUUGCCUGGUACACGAAAUGGCAUUCAGGUCGUUUCCAACCAGCGUACGGUACUGCAGCGUGCGCACAGCAGCACAUUGGCAACGACGCCACCAGAUGACACCACCGCCAGCGACAUUGAAGACGACAAAGAAAACUGCUUCGCGGGGCGUCGCGACAGCAGGCGCUCAGCUCGCCUGGCACCAGCUGCAUCGCCGCCAGGCACAAAUACGAGGCACAGCGCCGCUGCGCUGCACGCUCUGCAGGGGUGCAAUGCGAAUGACGCGUCCACCACCGUGGAUACCACAGUGUCAUGCGUCGUCGACGGCGUCUCUGAGGUAUACACAGCCGUCGACAUCAAUCCAGCAGACGCCGGCAUCGCCACAAGCAAUACGAGCGUCACCGAGCGGCAAUUAGCCAGGGGCCUUUGCUCCCCGCUCGCAACAGCAAAUCAGCAGCAGCAGCAGCAGCAGCGCAACAACAACUCUUCGACUGGUAUCGCGAAUACGCCUGCCUCCAAAGCAACGUCCAAGCGCACCGGGAACGUCGUCGCCGUCGCCAACGCACGAACCAGUUCCGCGGUCACCGCUCUGCCGAGUUCGUCAAAGACCGGAAGCGCUGGCCCGCCGACUCCACCGAGUGCCCGUCGAGUUGUCUUGCGAGAGACUCGCGCCGACCUCCUGCGUCGCCAGGCGAAUGAAGCAAAGCGCACCGGUACGCCCGCACGCGUCCGAUAUGCCUUUGGAUCUCGCGUGGAGGGCGCUCCAGCGGCAACAGCGCACGCCUCACCGAACGUAUCCCGACGGUAG